This is a messenger RNA of Monosiga brevicollis MX1, 2997 nucleotides long. RefSeq lists its product as uncharacterized. Gene Ontology annotation, cellular component: membrane. The record is from RefSeq and is a predicted model, not a curated record. The coding region runs from base 1 to 2997 and encodes 998 amino acids. The transcript has 3 exons. Gene Ontology annotation, biological process: intracellular calcium ion homeostasis; calcium ion transmembrane transport. Gene Ontology annotation, molecular function: P-type calcium transporter activity; ATP binding; ATP hydrolysis activity. Lineage: Eukaryota; Choanoflagellata; Craspedida; Salpingoecidae.
AUGGCCGAGCUGCCUGAAGCGGCGUGGUUGCUGACCACUGAGGCCGCCUGCAAGCACUUUGGCGUCGACGCAAACAAGGGCCUCAGUGAGGCCCAAGUUGAGGCCUCACGCGAAAAGCAUGGCCUCAACGAACUUGAGGAGGAAGAGACCAAGUCCCUGCUUGAGCUCAUUCUCGAGCAGUUUGACGAUCUCCUGGUCAAGAUUCUCCUGGCCGCCGCCGUUAUCUCCUUUGGUCUUGCCUUUUUUGAGGACAACGAGGAGGAACAGUUUACCGCUUUUGUCGAACCCUUUGUGAUUCUUUUCAUUCUCAUCGCCAACGCCGUCGUCGGUGUCUGGCAAGAACGUGAUGCCGAAAAUGCCAUUGCCGCCUUGAAGGAGUACAGCCCCGAGAUGGCCAAGGUCAUUCGUCAGGGCUCGCAUGGCGUUGCCUCAAUCGAAGCCAAGAUGCUCGUGCCCGGUGACAUCGUCGAAGUGGCCGUCGGUGACCAAGUCCCCGCUGACCUGCGCAUUUUGAAGAUCAACUCAACUGUCCUCAAGAUUGACCAGUCCAUCCUCACGGGCGAGAGCGAGUCAGUCCUCAAGCAUGCCGAUGCCAUCCAAAAGGCCAGCGUCAACCAGGACAAGAAGAACAUGCUUUUCUCCGGCACGAACGUGGCCAGCGGCAAGGCCCUGGGCCUGGUCGUCAGCACCGGUCAAAAGACCGAGAUGGGCCGCAUCAGCUCCAGCCUCGCCGAAGACGAUGAUCGCAAGACCCCGCUCAAGAUCAAGAUUGAGGAGUUUGGCGAGCAGCUUUGCAACGUCAUCAUGUACAUUUGCAUUGCCGUCUGGCUCAUCAACAUUGGCCACUUCAACGAUCCCAUGCAUGGUGGCUCCUGGAUCAAGGGUGCCAUCUAUUACUUCAAGAUUGCCGUCGCCCUCGCCGUGGCCGCCAUUCCCGAGGGCCUGCCGGCCGUCAUCACCACCUGCCUUGCCCUCGGCACCCGUCGCAUGGCCAAGAAGAACGCCCUCGUUCGCAAGCUGCCCUCGGUGGAGACACUCGGCUGCACCUCGGUCAUUUGCUCCGACAAGACUGGAACUCUGACCACCAACCAAAUGUCCGUCUCCGACUUCUUCAUCAUUGGCAAGGACAAGAACCUAGUCACCUUCAACGUCACCGGUGAUACCUUUGCGCCCGAGGGUGAGGUCACGGAGAACGGCCGCGCCUUCAACCCCAGCACUCACAAGUCCGUCUCCGAGCUUGCGGCUAUCUGCAGCCUCUGCAACGAGUCGAGCGUUGAAUAUGCCAACGGUGCCUACAACAAGAUUGGUGAGCCCACCGAAACGGCUCUGAUCGUCCUCGUCGAGAAGCUCAACGUCACGGGUCUCAACAAGGCCGGUCUCUCCCCCGAGGCGCGUGCCCUGGCCUGCAACAAGGAUGUGCGCUCCAAGUUCCAGAAGCAGAUGACCCUCGAGUUCUCCCGCGACCGCAAGUCCAUGUCUGCCCUUUGCGGUACCCCCGAUGGACCCAAGCUCUACGUGAAGGGCGCUCCCGAGCGCAUCCUCGAGCGUUGCAAGAUGGUUCGUCUCGAUGAUGGCUCCACCGUUGAACUGGACAAUGCCCUCCGCGCCAAGAUUUCGGCCAAGUUCCUCGAGUACGGCACCGGCAGCAAAACCCUGCGUUGCCUUGGCCUUGCCACCGUGGACGAGCCCGCCUCCAAGAGCGAGGUCGAGAAGCUGGCAGUUGACCCGGCCAACUUUGUCAAGGUUGAGACGAACAUGACUUUUGUCGGUGUGGUUGGCAUGCUCGACCCCCCUCGCCAGGAGGUCAAGGGCUGCAUUGCCGAGUGCAAUGGUGCUGGCAUUCGCGUCAUUGUCAUCACCGGUGACAACAAGGACACGGCUGUCGCCAUCUGCCGCCGCAUCGGCGUCUUUGGUGAGAAGGAGGAUGUCAAGGGUAAGGCCUUCACUGGUGCCGAGUUUGCGGCCAUGUCCGAGGCCCAGCAGCGCGAUGCCGUGCAACACGCCCGCCUCUUUGCCCGCGUGGAGCCCGCCCACAAGUCGCAGAUUGUGACUCACCUGCAAGCCCUGCACGAGGUGUCUGCCAUGACCGGCGACGGUGUCAACGAUGCCCCCGCUCUGAAGAAGGCUGAUAUUGGUGUUGCCAUGGGCUCCGGUACCGCUGUGGCCAAGUCGGCCGCCGCCAUGAUUCUCAAGGAUGACAACUUUGCCACCAUCGUCUCCGCUGUUGAGGAGGGCCGUGCCAUUUACAACAACACCAAGCAAUUCAUCCGCUACCUCAUUUCCUCCAACAUUGGCGAGGUCGCUUGCAUCUUCCUCACGGCUGCCCUUGGCCUGCCCGAGGCCCUCAUUCCUGUCCAACUCCUCUGGGUCAACCUCGUUACCGACGGUCUGCCCGCCACUGCCCUUUCCUUCAACCCCCCGGAUCUGGACAUCAUGCAGCGCCCGCCCCGUGACUCGCGCGAGCCCCUCAUCUCCCGCUGGCUCUUCUUCCGCUACAUGGCCAUCGGCAUGUACGUUGGUUUCGCCACCGUGGCUGCUUCCACCUGGUGGUUCAUGUUCUCCACCGAAGGACCUCAGUUCACUUGGGGCCAGCUGACCUCCUUCAUGGGCUGCACCGCCGAGAACUGGGAGAGCACCUACCUCGGUGCGAACAAGUCCUUCCUCGAGGAGGGCUGCCUGACCUUCCAGGACGAGCGCGCCAUGACCAUGGCUCUGUCUGUCCUGGUCAUCAUCGAGCUCCUCAACGCCCUCAACAGCGUGUCCGAGGACCAGUCCCUGUUUGUCAUGCCUCCCUGGCGCAACUGGCUGCUCAUUGCUGCCGACCUCCUCUCCCUCGGCCUGCACUUUAUGAUCCUCUAUGUGCCUUUCUUGGCCUCUCUCUUCCAGCUCCAGCCUCUCAACACCGAGGAAUGGCUUUGGGUCUUGUACCUCUCCGUCCCUGUUCUCAUCAUUGAUGAGAUCCUCAAGCUCGUGGCUCGCAUGUCCGACCGUAAGUAG